This is a messenger RNA of Phytophthora sojae, 990 nucleotides long. RefSeq lists its product as hypothetical. Lineage: Eukaryota; Oomycota; Peronosporomycetes; Peronosporales; Peronosporaceae. Gene Ontology annotation, cellular component: cytoplasm. Gene Ontology annotation, molecular function: calcium-dependent phospholipid binding; calcium ion binding. The coding region runs from base 1 to 990 and encodes 329 amino acids. The transcript has a single exon. The record is from RefSeq and is a predicted model, not a curated record.
AUGCUGAACCUGUACCCGCCCGCCAACCACGCCGUGUACAACGGUGCCAGCCUCAACUUCGCGCCCGAGAUCGACCACGCGUGCCAGGCCAUCCACGACGCGUGCAAGGGCCUCGGCACGGACGAGGAGGGGCUCAUCGCCGCGCUGGGCACCAAGUCGUCGGACCAGCGCUACCUCAUCUCGGUGCGCUACAAGGAGCUCUUCGGCAAGGACCUCAAGAAGGUGCUCAAGUCCGAGACGUCGGGCGACUUCGGCCACCUGCUGCAGCUCAUCUCGCGGCCGCUGCCCGAGGCGGAGGCGGCCAUCCUCCGCAAGGCGACCAAGGGCUUCGGCACCAAGGAGAAGCUCAUCUACCCCAUCGUCAUGGGCAGGACCAACGUGGAGAUCAACAUCCUCAAGAAGACGUUCUACGACAAGUACGGCAAGGACCUGGGCUCCGUCAUGGACAGCGAGCUCAGCGGCGACCUGAAGAAGGCCGUGCUGGCCUCGCUGCAGGCGCCCCUGGAGCAGUUCAGCCCGGAGUUCCACACGUUGCAGAAAGCGGAGGAAGACGCCGAUGCACUCUACGAGGCUGGCGAGGGCCGCAUGGGCACCGAGGAGCGCGACUUCAUCAACAUCCUGGUCACCAGUCCGCCGCAACACCUGCGCGCUAUCAACGCUGCCUACGUCAACAAGCACCAGCACGACAUCGCCCACGCCGUCAAGAAGGAGUUCAGCGGGGAUUCCGAGGACGCGCUGCUGUUCCUGGUGCGCAUGGUGCUGGACCCGCUCGUGCUGCUCUCAGAGCUGUUCGAGAGCACGAUGAAGGGCUUUGGUACGGACGAGAACGGGCUGAGUGCGGCGCUCGUGCGCUACCACCUCGUGCAGCGCGACAUCCGACCCGUGUUCAAGAAGACGUACGGCAAGGAGCUGCGAGAUCGCAUUCAAGGCGAAGUGAGCGGCGACUACGGCAAACUCGUGCUGGCUGUCUUCGACUCCCCGACGCACUGA